Dioscorea cayenensis subsp. rotundata (Guinea yam) is the source of this 952-nucleotide messenger RNA. Its product is annotated as aquaporin SIP1-2-like. Gene Ontology annotation, molecular function: water channel activity. Gene Ontology annotation, cellular component: membrane. Gene Ontology annotation, biological process: transmembrane transport. The record is from RefSeq and is a predicted model, not a curated record. NCBI's taxonomy places the organism in Eukaryota, Viridiplantae, Streptophyta, Magnoliopsida, Dioscoreales, Dioscoreaceae.
AGGAUGGGCCCGAUAAAGGCAGCAGUGUACGACGCCCUGAUCAUGUUCCUAUGGAUGUUCUGCGUAUCCACGGUGAGUAUCUUCACCCUCAUCGCUACCGCUAUCAAUGUUCACGGCUUCGCCCCUAACGUCCUCAUCACCAUCGGCCUCAUCGCCUCUCUUAUAUUCAUCUUCAACAUCAUCUGCGAUGCUCUCGGUGGUGCCAGCUUCAACCCCACCGGGACCGCCGCGUUCUACGCCUCCGGCUAUGGUGAUGGCACCCUCAUCUCCAUGGCACUCCGCUUCCCAGCCCAGGCUCUUGGCGCGGCCGGGGGUGUUUUGGCGAUCAUGGAGUUCACGCCUCCCCAGUACAAGCACAUGCUUGGCGGGCCCUCGCUCAAGGUCGAUGCACACACCGGUGCCAUCGCUGAAGGGCUUCUCACCUUCCUCAUCACCUUCACUGUCCUUUGGAUUAUCAUCAAGGGCCCCAGAAAUUCGGUCAUCCAAGCUUGGCUGCUCGCUGCCUGCACUGUUGCUUUUGUUAUAGCUGGUACUGGCUACACGGGACCAUCUAUGAACCCCGCCAAUGCAUUUGGCUGGGCAUAUAUCCACAAUCGUCACAAUACUUGGGAGCAUUUUUAUGUUUACUGGAUCAGUCCCUUUAUUGGUGCCGUCAUGGCAUCUUGGUUAUUUAGAAUUAUUUUCCCACCACCUGCAGCGAAGGUUAAGAAGGCGUGAUAAAUAUAGACCCAAUGUUGGGAAAACUAGAUCUUAUGUUGCUUUAUGUGGAAAAUAAAUUAGUGUCAUUGUUAUUUAGCUGGUAGAGGUGAAAUAAGCUGCUUUACCUAUGCUUAACUUCUUUUCCCAGGCCUUUUGUGUUAAUUGAUCCAUUUGUCAAGCUAAGAAACGCCAAACGAUCCAUUUGAUUGUGCAUCUUCACUAUGCUGGCAUGAUAUUUUUCAAUUUUAACUUC